This is a messenger RNA of Gongylonema pulchrum, 279 nucleotides long. NCBI's taxonomy places the organism in Eukaryota, Metazoa, Nematoda, Chromadorea, Rhabditida, Gongylonematidae. The record is from the annotation of a GenBank genome assembly.
AUGCAUGGAAUAAGAAUUCUAAAUGAGAAAUGUGAUGUCCGAUGGGGUGUUGGAGCCGAUUUGGCGGAGUUACUCUAUUUCCUGGACCAUUUCGGCAUGUGCUUAUUGGAACUAUCGCAGGAUGAUGAGGUUGCGCUGCACUUGCGCCAUAAUUGCUUGCGAUAUCACGUGGACUUGGUAAACAGGGAACCGGAUCGGCCACUGUGGUACAAAAGAUUAGCUAACGUAUAUGCUGACCUUUGUGAAGAAUACGCCAAUGCUUUCACACGCAAGUUCUAA